This is a messenger RNA of Baudoinia panamericana UAMH 10762, 1441 nucleotides long. RefSeq lists its product as uncharacterized. The record is from RefSeq and is a predicted model, not a curated record. Gene Ontology annotation, molecular function: protein-disulfide reductase activity. Lineage: Eukaryota; Fungi; Ascomycota; Dothideomycetes; Mycosphaerellales; Teratosphaeriaceae. The coding region runs from base 185 to 1180 and encodes 331 amino acids. The transcript has 3 exons.
UGCGAGCCUUCCCCCACAUGCAUGCGUGCCUGCCCUGUGCAGCAACCCCCGCCGGAAUUAUUUGUUGACAUAAUCACCAACAGUCGACCGCCUCGAAAGGUCGAAGACUUCGACAGAUCGUACCAUCACAAGCCUGGCCAACAGCAACACUUUCUUCUCCCGCCUACUGUCAGACGUCGUCAACAUGUCGCCCACCGUCCAUAUAACCUCGCCACAACACUUCAGCCAAGUCCUCUCGUCAUCCCGCAUCGUCGUAACAGACUUCUACGCCGAUUGGUGCGGCCCCUGCAAAGCCAUCGCCCCUGUCUACGAACAACUCUCCACCCAACUCUCUCGCCCAGGCACCAUAACUUUCACCAAAGUGAACACGGACACCCAAAAAGAGAUCGCUCAGACCUACAACAUCACCGCCAUGCCGACCUUCAUGAUCUUUAAGGCCGGCCGCGAGACCAAACGGAUACGUGGUGCCGACCCCAAAGCGCUGGAUCAGGCUGUCAAGCAAUUGGCGCAAGAAGCAGGUCGAGCGGACGAGGGUGGUGCUGCGGCGGGAGAGGCGAGCUCGAGUGGUGCUGCGUGGUUAGGUGUGGGCGUGCCGAGAGGGUACGUGGAUGUUACGGAUCAGGUCGACGUGCUGGGACUGGACUUUUUGAACCUGGACGGGGAGAAGGGUGAUAAGAGGACGGUAUUUGACGGCAAUAAACCAAGUUCUCUCGGUGCGGGUAAGAGGAAAGACGGAGCGAAGAACGAUUGGAUAGAAAGCGACACGGACGAGCAACUCAUGCUUUUCGUGCCGUUUCAGUCAACGCUCAAGCUACACAGCAUACACCUAACCUCGGUGAUACCUGCAGAAGGCACCGGCGACGACGAAGUCAUGCGGCCAAAGACGCUCAAAAUCUUUACGAACCGAUCGACUGUGGUGGGGUUCGACGAAGCGGACGACUUGCCUUGUACGCAGGAGAUUGAGUUGAAAGAGUCGGACUGGGAUGCUAAGACUGCCACUGCGAAAGUGGAGCUACGGUAUGUCAAGUUUCAGAAUGUCAGCUCCAUUGUUAUCUUUGUUGCGGACGGUGAGGGUGAGGGCGAGAAGACGAGGAUAGAUCGGUUGCGGUUUGUAGGAACUGGUGGGGAGAAGAGGGAUAUGGGCAAGCUGGAGAAGAUUGGAGAUGAGCAGGGCGAGUAAUUCUGCACUCCCAUUAGCUUCGGUCUCACCCGAAGAGACGACUCAACGAGGAAGGUACGAUUACGGAAGGUGCGAAGCGACUCAAGCACUGCCCAUGAUGCAUUGCAUAUAGCGCAUGCUAUGUUGCAUACUGCUAGAAAGCGUAGACAGCAGUUCAUAUCGGCAGACUGCAUCCCCUUCGAAACACGCCCUGUGCGCCAUCAUGCAGACCCUCAUCCACGGUGUCCGUCUCACUUCCCUCAAAGGUACUCCACUAGUGAC